This is a messenger RNA of Nymphalis io (European peacock), 423 nucleotides long. Its product is annotated as larval cuticle protein LCP-17-like. The record is from RefSeq and is a predicted model, not a curated record. The transcript is spliced from 4 exons. Gene Ontology annotation, molecular function: structural constituent of chitin-based larval cuticle. Gene Ontology annotation, cellular component: chitin-based extracellular matrix. The coding region runs from base 1 to 423 and encodes 140 amino acids. Lineage: Eukaryota; Metazoa; Arthropoda; Insecta; Lepidoptera; Nymphalidae.
AUGGCAUGGUGGCAAAAAUUAAUAGUUGUCCUCGCCGUCGCCGUGGCCUGCGCCGCUGCUGACGUUUCCCACGUCGUCAGAUCUGACGAAUCUCAAGCCCCUAUCGUAAGAUCCAAUUACGAAAUCCAUCCCGAGGGUCACUUCGAGUACGCUCAAGAAACCGGCAAUGGCAUCGUCUCCCAAGCUCAGGGUGUCGUGAAGAACCCAAACUCUGAAAACGCCGCUCUUGAAGUUAAGGGUUCCGUCCGAUACAACGCCCCUGAUGGCACUCCCGUCAACUUAGAGUACAUCUCCGACGAAAAUGGAUACAGGCCCACUGGCAGCCACAUUCCCGUCUCGCCACCAAUCCCAGAGCUGAUCCUCCGCAGUCUCCAAUACAUCGCCGACCACCCAGCCCCAGUCGUCACCAGGAAAACCGUUUAA